AUGUGCCCGUGCCCCCUGCACCGCGGCCGCGGUCCCCCGGCUGUGUGCGCCUGCAGCGCGGGCCGCCUGGGUCUGCGCUCCUCCGCCGCGCAGCUUACGGCCGCCCGGCUCAAGGCGCUCGGCGACGAGCUGCACCAGCGCACCAUGUGGCGGCGCCGCGCGCGGAGCCGGAGGACGCCAGCGCCCGGCGCGCGCCCCACCUACUGGCCCUGGCUGUGCGCGGCCGCGCAGGUGGCGGCGCUGGCGGCCUGGCUGCUCGGCAGGCGGAACUUGUAGGAACGCGGGGCUUCUUGGUGGGGCCGGAGCCGAGACCCAGACGGAGCAAGCAACAGGUUGGUGAAAACCCUGUGUCCUUGGAGAAAGCUGGUUCCCGUUUUCCUGAGGGGGAGCCCACAGCUUGAAAGGCCAUGGCUGGCACUUCAAGAAGGAAGUGGAGAAUAAAGACCGUGCCUGGAGCAAUAGUAGAAGUGCAGAAUGGGCCUGGGGAUGCCCUUUGGAUACCCAGCUGCAGAAAGAGACACCCUGAUGCUAUU
Molecule: messenger RNA, 533 nt
Organism: Choloepus didactylus (southern two-toed sloth)
Lineage: Eukaryota; Metazoa; Chordata; Mammalia; Pilosa; Megalonychidae
Gene: HRK
Product: harakiri, BCL2 interacting protein
Exons: 2
Coding region: 1-276 (91 amino acids)
Biological process (GO): positive regulation of apoptotic process
Cellular component (GO): mitochondrion
Source: RefSeq, a predicted model, not a curated record